ACAUUACGUUAGCCAUCACAGAUUAAGCUUUCAUGGUACUGGCCAGCAUCACCUGUCAUCGCGAAGCAUACAAACAACUCGAAAUACGGUCCAGAAACCAACCUACAUUAUGCCUAUUGGCCAGCAAGAAAGCGGCGUCACGUCUGGCGUGAAGUUUGUCACAUCCACUGUAGGAAAUACAGUCGGAGGAGUCACCAACACCCUUGGAGGUGUUGUUGGCGCACUUGGAAGAGGCGUUGGUGAGACGGUCGAAGGCGCUACGGGCAGUGCUGGCCGGCCAGUCGCUAGGGGCGUUUCUGAUGUGGCCACGAGCAUUGAGAAAGGCGCAAACGAUGUAGCGGGAGGGGUCAAACGAGCUGGCGAGGGAAAGUAAAUGGAAGGCUGACUUGUGAAGAAGGGGGAGGAGUGGUACUGCAGAAGUCAAGGAUUCUACCAUAUUGAUCCACCAUGAUUGCUUGCUAUAUCUGAAAGAUGAAAAGAAUAUUUUAAUAGACA
Molecule: messenger RNA, 495 nt
Organism: Pyrenophora tritici-repentis Pt-1C-BFP
Lineage: Eukaryota; Fungi; Ascomycota; Dothideomycetes; Pleosporales; Pleosporaceae
Product: Herpes-BLLF1 multi-domain protein
Source: RefSeq, a predicted model, not a curated record